Messenger RNA from Penaeus chinensis, 501 nucleotides. RefSeq lists its product as uncharacterized. NCBI's taxonomy places the organism in Eukaryota, Metazoa, Arthropoda, Malacostraca, Decapoda, Penaeidae. The transcript is spliced from 4 exons. The record is from RefSeq and is a predicted model, not a curated record. The coding region runs from base 118 to 495 and encodes 125 amino acids.
GCCACAUCCUCCGCCUCGGUGUCAAAAGCGAAAACGUUGUGCUUCUGUGACACUAAUACUCUGUGAUAACGAGUUUCUUCGCAGGUGAGGCGCCAGCAGGCAGCAGUGCAAGCGGAAAUGGAGAGCGCCGUCCGCUGCGGCUACUUAUACUUCCGUUUCACCAGCAGUGGAAAGACUUUUCCAAAGAAGAAGUUCGUUCAGCUUUGCCACGGCCACGACAAUGGCUGUCCGCAGCUGCUUGUCUACGAGGACGAGCGGAGUUCCAUGGCAAUGAGCAACUGCCUGUGCAUGAUCCUCGGGCAGGAGGCGGAGGAGGCGAAGGAGUGGCAAGGGGAGGCGGCGUGGGAGUACUUCUCCUUCAAGAUUGUUGCCAGUGACUACGAAUACGUAUUUUCUGCCGCCAGUGAGAAGGAGCGGGACGCGUGGCUCGAGGUGAUUUGUGCUUCGUUAUCUCGUAAGAAGGAAGAAAACCCCGAUAGAAAUUGUACCUUGUGAGGGAUA